GGACAUGUCGGUAACGCAGUUUCCGGCAACUAUAUGAAAAAAUAACCUAAUUUUUUCGCACUUUUUCCAAAAAACAGUAUUAUCAAUUGUGAUAAUUUAACCGGCUUUCCGAUAAGUUUUUACAUUUCCUAGUGUUGGUUUUUUAGAUAUUGUAGCACAAUAAAAAAAUGAACGAAUUAGAAAAAGCUGAAAUUGAUUGUGCCAAAAAGGCUGAGUUGGUAAAGUCUUUAGAAAAGCAACUAGCGGACGCUAAAGCGGCAUACGCGAUGGCCAGUAGCACCUUAGAAGAGUUAAAACGGUUAAAAUCGCUUGAAGAAAAUCGCAAGAGAAUAGCCUUAACUGAAGACACCUUGAGCGACUGGCUUGAGGAGAAGUUUCCCUGGUCGGCCCAACUCAAAUCACUGCUGAAGGAAAAAUUUAAAUUUGACCAUUUCCGGGCCAAACAACUCGCCGCCAUCAAUGCCACCCUCUCCAAAAAGGACGUCCUUCUUGUCAUGCCAACGGGGGGUGGAAAAUCACUAGUCUUCCAACUUCCCGCCCUCAUAGACCCCGGUUUUACCCUGGUGGUCACCCCCUUAGUGUCGCUAAUCCAGGACCAGUUAGUCGCCUUAGAGAAAUUCAAAAUUGAAGCCGCCACCAUCCACGCAAGUACCUCAAAAAGUGAAAUUAAGGAGAUUUACGAUUCAAUGACUAGUAAAAAAUCGGCAUUGAAAUUGCUCUACGUAACCCCUGAGUGGAUCGCUCGCAGUAAAAAAUUUAUGUCGGUUUUGAAAAAGUGCUACGAGGCGAAGCGAGUGGCUCGCGUUGCGAUUGACGAGGUGCAUUGUUGCUCAACCUGGGGGCACGAUUUCCGCCCUGAUUACCCCUACUUGGGGCUAGUUCGCUCCCUGCUGGAGAAAGUGCCUUUUUUGGGGCUGACGGCGACCGCCACAAUGUCGGUUUUAAACGAUGUGCAAACAAUGCUGAAUCUUGAGAAUUGUCUCAUUAUUACAGCGCCUUUUAAUCGACCGAAUUUGUUUUACCAAGUUUUGCCGAAACCGGCUACUAAAGACGGGGUUUUAAAUUAUUUAGAGCAACUAAUGACUGAGAAAUACGCCGGUCAGAGUGGCAUUAUUUAUACUAAUACCAUAAAUGAAUGUAUUAGUUUAGCAACAGCUUUAAAAGGCUUGAAUUUACGCGUGGCUCCAUUUCAUGCGCAAUUGGAGCCCGAACAAAAGAAAAAAAUACACAGAAAGUGGUUGGAUAACACGUAUCAAGCUGUGGUCGCAACUGUAGCAUUCGGAAUGGGGAUUGAUAAACCUGACGUCAGGUUUGUAAUUCACCAUGUGAUUCCCAGAAGCAUGGAAAGCCUGUAUCAGGAGAGUGGUAGAGCUGGACGCGACGGCAAACGCGCCGAUUGCAUAGUCCUAUUUAGUUUAAACGAUUAUUUAAAAAUUUCAGCCAUGUCCACUUCGCUAGUAGAAGAAAAAAAGGCACAACAAGUACUAGAAUAUUGCGUUGAGCGCCUACGAUGUCGACGCUCAAUUAUAGCUACAUAUUUUGAGCAAGUUUGGGAAACUAGCGAUUGUAACAAAAUGUGCGAUAUUUGCAAACGCGACGUAAAAAUUCCCGCCUAUUAUGACCUAACGCAGAUAUGUAAAGACCUACACUCAUUGAUAGACCAAGCUAAAGGGUUCGACGAGAAAUUAACUCUAAUUAAACUGAUAGAUGCGUGGUAUCAAGCCGGUCUGAAAAAAUUCCGACUGUCGAAUGUGGAAAAACCGAAAAUGUCGAAAGAGCAUGCCGAGCUCGUUAUCGCCUUCCUUUUGCUAGAAAAAUACCUAGCUAUUGAUAAGGGGUACACCAUGUAUUCCACGGUUUCCUACAUCGUCAAAGGGAGGGCAGUCGGUGAUGAAAAAGUCGAAAUGUUGGCUUCGGACGGCAUGAAAAUACCGAAAAGACUGAAGGAGGAAGGCGAUGGAUCUCCCGCAAAGAAAAAACCAAGAACUGACUAACUGUAUUUAUUUCAAUAUAGAGUUUUAUAAA
Molecule: messenger RNA, 2025 nt
Organism: Tribolium castaneum (red flour beetle)
Lineage: Eukaryota; Metazoa; Arthropoda; Insecta; Coleoptera; Tenebrionidae
Product: ATP-dependent DNA helicase Q1
Exons: 4
Coding region: 168-1994 (608 amino acids)
Biological process (GO): double-strand break repair via homologous recombination
Cellular component (GO): chromosome; cytoplasm
Molecular function (GO): nucleic acid binding; four-way junction helicase activity; ATP binding
Source: RefSeq, a predicted model, not a curated record